ACUCUCCCGACCGUUUCUCCUCCCAUCACCCCACGAACGGAUUCCGCCCUUUAGCUCCCCGUUUCAUCUUCCCUAGUUCAUAACUGAGGCAAAAAUCAAGGUAGGGCGGUGCUCUACUGGGUUCUCCGUCCGUGGAGCACGCAAGUGUGUUAUACAGUCGUAUUGACGAUGGAGCUGCUCUUCGGGUGAUUUAGUCCAGGUUGCAUUCAGAGGAUUUGAUUGUUGCUAAGUUAAGUCUCCUUCCUGCGUAGUGUUUGGGUUUGGUGGGAUGAGAUGCAAGUAUUUGUAUGAAUUUCCUUGCUGUUUGCACACCACGCCCAUUCCUAUGUCGGAUCAGUGAAGAUUCAUAGCUCAGUUUUGUGUGUGAUGAUGUCGAUUAGUUAGUCUGUGGUGCGUAUCACUUCCAUUAACUCCCAUUCGGAUCUUGAUUGGGCGGUUAUUCGUCCUGAUUGCCUGCUCACCCCCAUGUUAUCUGCUGGGGGUUUCACGGGUUGUAUCAUGCACUUGAGGAGGUGUUUCUAUUGUGAACGUUGUGGUGUCGGCAGAGCACUGCAAGUGUGAUUAUCAUGGAGGAACCCUGCUGAUGACUUAAUACACGUAGCAUUUAUCAAGAUUCUUUUAUUGGUAAUUUGAGUUUUGUUGAAGAAUAGGAAUAUUUUUAAAGCGUGUUAGGGUUUUCAGGACAUGCUCCACUGGUCAUAGAGUGAUAAUAAAGUGAAGAGCUCAUUGGUGAGGGAAGCCGGCUAGAGCAAUGUUCUCCUUAGCCCAUGGUCUAUGGAAGUACAUCUUUAACAAGACGGAGUUCCAUGUUCUUGUUCUUGGCGUUGACAAGGCUGGCAAGACAACAUUGUUGGAAAAGUUGAAGUCAACUUAUCUGAAAGGGGAAGGACUUCCACCUGAUCUUAUUGUUCCUACUGUUGGGCUUAAUAUUGGCCGUAUUGAGGAUGCAAAUGCAAAACUUAUUUUCUGGGAUCUGGGAGGUCAGGUUGGUCUACGCACGAUUUGGGAAAAAUAUUACCAAGAGGCACAUGCUAUAAUAUAUGUUAUUGAUGCUGCUGCUGCAUCAUCAUUUGAAGAUGCCAAAUUUGCUUUGGAAAAGGUUCUUCGCCAUGAGGAUCUCAAAGGGGCACCGGUCCUGAUAUUUGCCAAUAAACAGGACUUGCCUGGAGUUAUCCCUGAAGAAGAAUUGACUAGACAUCUACAUCUUAAAGAGCUAAAUGAGAGGCCAUAUAUGUUUCAGGCUGUAUCUGCCUAUGAUGGGAGGGGGAUCAAAUCUGGCAUAGACUGGCUGGUCGAACAAAUGGAAAAAAGCAAGCGCACUGAGGUUCUAAGGGAACGUGCAGUCGUAGCUGGGCAGAUUUAGAACAUCGACCUGCAGUUGUCAUCAUUCAUUUUGGGAACGCGCAUGUCAUUUGAUGCUGAUGGUAAUUUUCAGUUACGAGGUUAACCCUUCAGACUGCCCUGCACAAAUUGCUUAGGUUGUUCAGCCCUUAUACUGUGGUGAUGGUGAGGUGACUCAUUUGGUUUUUGUGCAUUCUUCUGUAUCUAAAGAUCCCUUUAGGAGUCGUUGAUAUGAUUGUUUUUAUAUAUGGUACAGAGAGGUCAAAGAGCGGAUGUACUUCUUUCAUGUUCUUUGUGAAUGGGAAAGAAAAGAGUGGCGGAGAUUAUUUUUUUGUAAAUGUGAGUUCCAUAGCAUGAACUGUGUGGAGUUGAAUUUGUGUUAGAUCAAGAGCUAGAAACUUAAACAGCUGAAUUCAGCUUGGCUUC
This is a messenger RNA of Brachypodium distachyon (stiff brome), 1767 nucleotides long. RefSeq names its product ADP-ribosylation factor-related protein 1. Gene Ontology annotation, biological process: protein localization to organelle; Golgi to plasma membrane protein transport; intracellular protein transport. Gene Ontology annotation, cellular component: Golgi apparatus. The record is from RefSeq and is a predicted model, not a curated record. NCBI's taxonomy places the organism in Eukaryota, Viridiplantae, Streptophyta, Magnoliopsida, Poales, Poaceae. The transcript has 6 exons. Gene Ontology annotation, molecular function: GTPase activity; GTP binding. Bases 752 to 1363 code for a protein of 203 amino acids.